CGUAUAGACUUUAAAUAGAAAUUCUCUUUUCCAGUGCUAUCAGAAUUGAGAGUUGAGCAGUUAAUUGAAGAAGUUGAUUAAAGUUAUCAUUUAGUAUGGAAGAAGAUGAAUUUUUUGGAGAAAAAACAUUCCAGCAUUAUUGUGCAGAAUUCAUCAAACAUUCACAGCAGAUAGGUGAUGGUUGGGAAUGGAGAACUUCAAAGGACUGUUCUGAUGGAUAUAUGUGCAAAAUACAUUUUCAAAUAAAAAAUGGGACAGUGGUGUCACAUCCAGGGACAUCUGCCCAUGUACAGACGUGUCUUCCUAUGGAGGAGGCUUUAGAGUUACCCCUGGAUGAUUCUGAAGUGACUGAGGCCACAGCAGCCACCGAAGUGAUUAAAUAUGAGUAUCACGUCUUGUAUUCCUGUAGCUACCAAGUGCCUGUGCUUUACUUUAGGGCAAGCUUUUUAGAUGGGAGACCCUUGUCUCUGAAGGACAUAUGGGAAGGAGUCCACGAGUGCUACAAGACGCGGCUGCAGCAGGGCCCCUGGGACACCAUUACCCAACAGAUCCAAUUUGGAAGAAGUAUUUGCAAAACAAGUACUGAAGUUUUUAUCUUAUCUGGGGACACCUAUAAAUGUACAGGAAGUAUUGUCCUUUGUUUUGUGACAAAGAGAAAGAAUGCUUCUGUCCCUUUCAUGUCCCCACAGCAGCAUAGGGAACUACUGGUGCUUUCUGCACAAAUAUUCCCCUUUAUGGGACAGGCUGCAUGUGCCAAUAACAAUUUACUUUGGCACAGUAGGACGUCUUUGUCUAUGCAGUAAUUCCACAAAUAUUUAUUGAGUGCCUACUAAAUGAAAGGUGGUCCUGGAUGCUGAGACUAAAAUAGUAAUCAGAAUACCUCCUCUGCCCUCAAGGACUUACAGUAUGGGAGAGGAAGACUCCUGUAAACAGUCAAGUACCUAUGCAGAACAGUGUGGAAUUAAGCAGAAGGUGUAAGCAUGGGUUGCAGUGGUAGCACAGAGGGGGGGCACCUGAUGCAGGAUUGGGGGUAGAAGAAAACUAAGAUCUAGUUUUCACCUCACAACAUAUAUAGUUAUCACAAUAUUGCUGACUGUAUUCCAUAUGCUGUACUUUAUAUCCCAAUUACUAUUUUGUAACUGCCCAUUUGAUACAAGACUUAUUGAGGGAUCAUUUUGUAAGUUAUGUAAAUGUCUAACCACUAUUCUGUACUCCUGAAAUUAAUAUUGAAUAUCAAC
Messenger RNA from Myotis lucifugus (little brown bat), 1238 nucleotides. It is a transcript of the gene ATG10, whose product is annotated as autophagy related 10. Gene Ontology annotation, molecular function: Atg12 transferase activity. Gene Ontology annotation, cellular component: intracellular anatomical structure. NCBI's taxonomy places the organism in Eukaryota, Metazoa, Chordata, Mammalia, Chiroptera, Vespertilionidae. The coding region runs from base 96 to 803 and encodes 235 amino acids. The transcript has 6 exons. The record is from RefSeq and is a predicted model, not a curated record. Gene Ontology annotation, biological process: protein lipidation; macroautophagy; protein modification by small protein conjugation.